CAACUCCUUCUUCACACAGACACCCUCGUCCCCGUCCUCAGCGUCGCGCGUCUGCCCUGCCUCCACGGGGCCCGUCCCGCCUUCCUCACCUCUUCCUCACACACUCCCUGCCGCCCGCUGCACUUCCUCCCGUCGCUUCCUCUUCGUCACAACCGCCAUUUCAGCGCCAUUACAGGCCAUCUCUGCCAGUAUCAGUCUCGUCCCCUCCGUCCUCAUGCCUUACUCUGAGAAGGCGACACCAGAAGCGCGACACACUCGCUCCACAUGGCCUCGACGUUGCGCUGGCCUCCACCAAGGAUUCGAUAUUGCAUCAGAGUGAGCACUUCAUCCACAACCAACGUCGUUCUUACACCCUUCUCACCCACACUGAAAGCGAGCCCAACGGCCUGGUCUUCAGCCCAGAAUCCUCUGACUCGCUUGCCCGCCUAUCCUCGUCCUCGCAUCUUUCAAAUAUGUCGCCAACUGCCAAGGCCCUGUAUAUCCUCUUGGGCUUAGUCGUACUUCUAAUCCUUGUAGGCUUCGCCGUACUUUGUCUCCGGAGAAGGAGAAGGAAGCAGAGACAGAGACAAAAGGAGAGGCCCCGCCCUGUCUCCGGCUCAGGCGCUGAUUCCUUUCAGAGCACCAUGUCUCAGCCUCAGCUUCAAGUCUACGCUCAAUCUUCGCACCUACAGCAGCAGCACCAGCUUGUUGGAGUCCCGUUGCAUCAGUCUCCAGAGAUCCCGUCCACACUCUCCUCCUUCACCCGCAUAUCGUCCGCAACGCCCGAGAUGAGCGCCAUUCUCGCCAUGAGACGAUUGCCCAGUACCCAAGCCAGCUCGUCGUCGGGCUUCAGUCUAGCGCGAUUCUUUGGCAAGCAAUCCAGCCCAGAUGCCACCCGCAAGGGACAACGGGUUCACCAGGACUGGGAUCUUUCCCUAGAGAAGACACUCUCGGAUACCCCAUCUACGCGAUCGUCUGCGCACGGCUACUUCUGGGAUCGGUCCGACUCUCGAAAGGAGCGCACCCAUGACGGCUUCCCGGUGAUCACAUUGACCUCGCCCACCAACUCCGAGUCGUCCAUACCCAUCUCACUUCAGGACCAAACACAGGUCCCCAAUAUGCACACCACAGAUCUAGCCUCAUCCUCCCCUUCGUCCUCUUCGUCGUCCUCUGCAUCAACCCCCGUCUCGCACCAGAUAACAAACGGUCCUGCAGCUCUAUCUCCAGUUUCGUUACCAUCAUUGCCAAACGCGUCAAUGUCAUCAUUACCUCUUUCCCAGCAGGACGAGCAAGGUUCCUCAUCGUCCAAGUCGAUCAAAGCACAGCCAAGCUUGUACAUGCUUCAUCAAUCAGUACCUCAGCACAUGCUUCUUCAUCCAUCGUACACUAAUAGCCGACCAUUGCACUUUGAGAAGCAGACACCAGUGUCCUCGUCAGAGACUCGUCCUGCAAUGACGGAUUUUCCGCCCACGUACGAGGAGGCUAUCGACAGGCCUUGCAAAACCACGACAUCGAUGGCUGUAGGAACGCAUGCUGGACACUGCCUGGGUGGCGAAGGGUCAUCGACUUUGGUUCAGCAAGGACUUUGUGCUUCGCCAUUGCCUUCGCUAUCGACACCUCUAGCGAGUUCGUCUGAUGAGGUUCUACAAAGACCGAAUGCGCCGCUGUACGAUGAAACGAUGUGGACAGCCAGGAUAGAUGACGGUGGUUGGGAAGCUCAUGUUGGAUCUGGAUCUGGAACCGGAUCUGGAACCGGAUCUGGAACUGGAUCUGGAACUGGAUCUGGAAUUGGACAUGGACCUGAACCUGACAUGGAUACUGAAGACGAUCCUUUGGCAAGUCUCUCCCUACAGCCCUUGGAAUCUCGAAAAUCUUGACUAAAAAUGAGAUCGUGGUGUCGCGAAGCAAAAAAUAUGAAUCUUUAUCAACAGGCCAUCCGGCAUACUCGGUUUAGUUAACCAUAGGAAUGAGAAUAAAGCAAGUGCAGUAAUGUGGAUCUUUGGGUGUUUCAUCCCGUUUGCACAUUUGCACAAUGCAAAAUAGAAUGCACUUUCCUGGCUCUCUCAACGAGGUCACUGAGGGCAUUCGGUUUACUGCUC
Gamsiella multidivaricata is the source of this 2078-nucleotide messenger RNA. RefSeq lists its product as uncharacterized. The transcript has a single exon. The coding region runs from base 453 to 1856 and encodes 467 amino acids. The record is from RefSeq and is a predicted model, not a curated record. Lineage: Eukaryota; Fungi; Mortierellomycota; Mortierellomycetes; Mortierellales; Mortierellaceae.